CUCCACCGAGCCACGCGAGAAAAAUCUGACGUAAUCGGGCUCGGUCUUGACGCGCGCGUGAAUGGCAGGAUGGGCAGCGGUGUGCAGAGCAUCUUCUCGAUCCGCAGUUGAGGAACUGGAUCAGCAAGUCGACAGCGGCAUGGGCAGUAGCGACGCACGUUCCCCCGAAGUGAAAUCGCUCCUCCCGGACGACGAUGACGACGACGAGGAGGAUGAGAGCCUGUCGGAGAGAUUAAUAGGACUCACUGAAAUGUUCCCCGAACCAGUACGCAAUUUUGGAUAUAACGUUGGAACCUGUUUAUGCACCUGUAUCAAAGGUCUAUAUGCAUAUUCGUGUUCGGCCACGUGGCUGGUCUUCAGCUCAUCAGCGAUUCUCUUCGCGCCAAUCAUCUUCGAGAUGGAGCGCGCACAAAUGGAAGACCUGCAACGUACGCAGCAGAAACAGGUUCUCUUAGGUCCUAAUACGGCUCUGGCCGGUGUCAAUGCCUCGGGUCUUCCAAUGGCACCACCCGUUCAACGAUAGGCCAUUACGUUAUUAUUUCACACAAGCAUACACACACACACACACACACACGCAUGCACAUAGGGAUAAGCAGACAGAAAUAUCCUAACUAAAAAAUAAAUUGGGUCCCUCGCUCAAUUAUUUAUUAGUGCAACUUGUUCAAGGUUUUACAUAAAUUUACCGCGAUCACGAUAAACGAUUUUUAUCGGACGAGAACUUGCGUAAAUUGAAUGCGUAUGCGCUGAUCCGUCUAAGCUAAGAAUAAUUCGCGCGAGAUACACGAGAUAAAAAAAUUCAGAGUGCAGUAUGUAUCGGUCUAGUUCAUUCCUCUUUGUCUACAUUCGCGAAAACCAUUAUUAUCCCCGCCUGAGAAUUUUUAUCGGGAUGUGCGGACUGUCGUGAGGCAUUUUGUUGUUUUAUCAAUCAAUACUGAAACGGCGAUGAUUGCUGAUCGAAAAGCAAACGGUCGCAUUCCGCUCGCUGUGAAUAAACGACUGAAAAAAAUUGAGUAUGCAAUCAUUUGUGAUAGUCACUACACAAUGUCUGUUGCCGAUUAAUCGACUUAUCGCCGUAUGCCGUCACCUUUGGCGUACUUCACCUGUUACGAUAUAUUGUAAUUUCGAUAAAACAAAUAAAAAAAGAACAUAGUGAGGUAGUAUCUUUAAUACUGUUAUAUUGUGUUUGAUUGUUUGUUCAAUAUUUCUGUAAUAUUAUAUCGCCAAGGAAUAAAUGUAACGCAAAUCUUUACGGAGAAA
Ooceraea biroi (clonal raider ant) is the source of this 1257-nucleotide messenger RNA. RefSeq names its product translocase of outer mitochondrial membrane 22 homolog mge (gene mge). Gene Ontology annotation, cellular component: mitochondrial outer membrane. The record is from RefSeq and is a predicted model, not a curated record. Gene Ontology annotation, biological process: intracellular protein transport. NCBI's taxonomy places the organism in Eukaryota, Metazoa, Arthropoda, Insecta, Hymenoptera, Formicidae.